This is a messenger RNA of Venturia canescens, 1971 nucleotides long. RefSeq lists its product as uncharacterized. NCBI's taxonomy places the organism in Eukaryota, Metazoa, Arthropoda, Insecta, Hymenoptera, Ichneumonidae. The transcript is spliced from 4 exons. The record is from RefSeq and is a predicted model, not a curated record. Bases 1 to 1971 code for a protein of 656 amino acids. Gene Ontology annotation, molecular function: RNA-DNA hybrid ribonuclease activity; nucleic acid binding.
AUGGGCCAAGACAGAAAAACCAAAUUUCAAAGUAGAGAACCAGGUAGAAUUCUUAGAUACUCCAUACUCGAUCGAAGAAUUGAACAAAGCAAUCCUUUCGGCAAAACUACGAUCAGCUCCGGGGCUAGAUGUUGGUGGUUAGAGAGGAAUCAGCUCAUAGCGAAAUCGCAAUAUGGAUUUAGAAAGCAGAAAUCAUGCGUGGACAAUCUCGCCAUCCUACGAGCCAAAAUAGACAACGAGUUUGUUCGAAAAAAUCAUUUAGUUAGUGUCUUUUUGGACGUAAAAGGAGCUUAUGACAAUGUGCUAGCGGACAUCCUUAUCAACCGACUAAAAGAUCUAAAAAUUCCAGUAAACUUAUUAAACUUCAUCUACAACCUAGUAUGCGAGAGAAAUCUCCACUGUAGAAUAAGUGGAGCAGACGCAAUCUAUACGACUUUUAAAGGAUUACCUCAAGGGAGUUCGCUAAGCCCUCUUCUUUACAACAUUUAUACAAAAAGAAUAGAGAACGAGGUACUAGAAGAGUGCGGAAUCCUACAAUUCGCAGACGACAUAGCACUAUUCUCAGGCAGAAAUCCAAUACAACAGAGUCUUGACAUCGUAGAACGAUCUGUCGAAAAUAUAAAUAAAUUCCUCAGUCAAAGCGGCCUAGAGUUCUCAAUGAAAAUCAACAACGUCAGAAUUAAACCUCAAAGUCAAGUUAAAUUUCUGGGAGUGAUCUUCGAACACAACCUUAAAUGGAAAAAGCACAUCGACAAAGUAGUCCAAUCUUGCCACAACAGCUUAAAGAUCAUGAACUGUUUACGACAUACGUGGUGGGGCGCUGACCCAAUCAUAUUGAUGAAUCUUUAUAAAACACUGAUUCGGUCGAGAAUCGAAUAUGCAACAUUCAUAGUAGAACCGAGUGACCAAAAUUUAUUGUCUAAAUUAGACCGUAUUCAAUUCAAAGCCAUCAGAUCAGCCUUAGGGUUCAGAACUUCGACACCAACAAAUAUUCUACUUGCCGAACCAAGAGAACCGCCGCUGAGACUAAGAAAAAAAUACCUGUGUCAAAAAUUUCUGACGAAAGUACUAUCCUUUUCAGGCCAUCCGUUGAUUGAUAUAGUCAGGGAAACCUCGGAAAGUUUCAAUCAUCCUCUCCUGGUAACAAGCCUAGCAAAGCCCUUAAUGGUGAAGUGCUUCGAGGAGAUAGAACCAUUUUCUCACAUAGUCGCUUCAUUUGAAUUCCCUCAUCUUUGUAACACAGAAUUUCUUAUUACCAUGUACCGGCCGGUGAUUUCCUUUAAAGAAGGCCUCAUAGUGCAAAGCUCCCCAUCACCCCAAUCAGAAUUUUUGGCUAUCUUCAAUGAGGAAGUUAGCAGGGAAAAAAUCGAAAUGUUUUUCACGGACGGUUCUAAAAUGGGCGAGGAACAAUUUGUGGGAUUCGCAACGUUCAGAACCAACACCUCUACACUCACUAAACGUAGAUCAGAUUCGAAAACUAGUAUAUUUUCAGCAGAAGCUAUGGCUAUAGUAGAAACUCUCCAAAUAAUUCAAAAGCUAAACAUCCCAAAAGCUUAUAUCUUCUCAGAUUCUAGUAGCGUGCUAAAGUCGUGUGAUUCGCAUCACGUGGAUACGAAAACGUCGUACCUGAUUUUAAAAAUUAAGGAACUUGCUUACAGACUCGCAGAAAAUAACAAAAUGGUAAAAUUCUUCUGGAUACCAGCCCACGUUGGUGUGCGAUAUAAUGAAAUCGUAGACAAAGGAGCCAAGAAUGCUAUCAGAGAUGGGAUAUACUGCCAGCUUCUGGAUACGGCAGACCACGUUUUCUGGCAAUGUCCAAUGUAUAUAGAGCCACGGAAAAAACUGGUAUCGACUUUGACCAAAUGUAAAAUGCGGGUACCAUAUUCGAUUGCUGCGGUAAUGGCAUCGAAAUCCAAGAAAGCCAUCCGAGCUUUAGCUGUUUUUGUGAAUAAGAUAGAUUUAAGAAUCUAA